This is a messenger RNA of Corylus avellana, 1670 nucleotides long. RefSeq names its product plant/protein. Gene Ontology annotation, cellular component: membrane. NCBI's taxonomy places the organism in Eukaryota, Viridiplantae, Streptophyta, Magnoliopsida, Fagales, Betulaceae. The record is from RefSeq and is a predicted model, not a curated record.
CGUUCCGAUAAGAAGUUAUCGUAGUCUUUAGAUUUCCCUCGAAAAAAAAUGAAAGAGUGGGUUCAAGCUGACAUCAUAAACCGUUUUCCAGGUGUAGCCAAAUUUGCAUUUGACCUCGUUCCAAUGAAUUCCCAAUUCGUAUGAUAUGUUAUCUCCAUCAUCCCUAUCCAGAAGUAGACGGUUCCCUGGUUCAUAUUUCUUCAUUGGAAAACCCGGCUUUCUAUGACCGUUUCUCUGAUGCAGCUGGAGGUAACUGCUGAUACUACCACCCUGAGUUAUUGGUUGCACUGGAGGGUCUUACUCUGUGCAGUUUGGGUAGUGACUCCCAUGUUUGUAGCAUUAUUGAUGAUAUGGAAAUAUGAAUAUUUGGACCGUUUAAAAUACAACAGAGUAGAAACCCAGCUAGACGGAAAUCAGAUUUCAUGUGACGAUAAAGCAUGGAGACCAUGUCUCAAAGGAAUUCAUCCCAUUUGGCUGCUGGCUUUCCGUAUUAUUGCAUUCUGUUUACUCUUGGGAACACUAGUUGUCAAAGUUCUUGUCAAAGGAGGUCACAUAUUUUUCUAUUAUACUCAGUGGACUUUUACUUUGCUUACAAUUUAUUUUGGGUGUGGAUCACUCCUCUCAUUAUAUGGGUGUUACCAGUAUCACCUAAUAAGCAGCAGGGAUUUAGAUAUUUGUCAUGUUGGGAGAGAUGUGGAGCAUGGAUCAUCCAUUCCUCUCACAUACAGGGAAAGGACACAUAUACACAAAGCAACAAGUGUCUCGGGUUCCCAGGAAGAAAAUUGUGUUUUGCAAGCUGCAACCGUUUGUAGUUAUGUCUUUGAAGUCCUCUUUCAGAUGAAUGCUGGGGCAGUUAUGCUCACAGAUAGUGUUUAUUGGUUCAUUAUCUUUCCAUUUCUCACCCUCAACGAUUACAAUCUCAAUGUUAUGACUGUGAACAUGCAUACACUCAAUGCAGUUUUACUCCUUGGUGAUACAGCAUUGAAUUGCUUGCGGGUCCCCUUUUACCGGAUUUCUUUCUUUAUUCUAUGGACUGGUGUUUUCGUCAUUUUCCAGUGGAUCAUUCAUGCGUUUGUCUCAAUUCGGUGGCCAUACCCAUUUCUUGACUGGUCAUCACCAUAUGCUCCAAUAUGGUACUUAUUGAUGGCACUGAUGCAUCUUCCAUGCUACGGCAUCUUUGCAUUAGUUGUGAAAGUAAAGCUCUAUUUGUUGUCAAAAUUGUUUCCUCUCUCUUAUCAGUGUUAAAGAAGGGCAAGUAUAUCAACUUGACUCCCUGUGAAGCCAAACAGAUUUUAAGGCUGCACCAGAGUUCCACUCAAGUUCUCCCUGUAGAUGCUUGUAAGUGUUACACACCUGGUGCUCUCCUUCAAGAAUGAUGCAGGACGAAAAAUGGCAGGGGACAGCAGUAGGAAUUUGCUAAAUUCUUUUUUUGUUUUCGGGUUCAGAUAUAUAAUGCAAUCUACAACAGAUUAAACAUUUUUAGACUGAUCUGCCGAGAAAUUUGAAAGGAAGAAAGUGAAAGAAGGUAAAGGUGGGAACUGUGAAAUUGUACAAUAUAGGUUUAUUUGAAUACUUUUAUAAUUUUCCUUCCUAGAUUACUUGACUUUUUGUUUAGCAAGGAGCAGGGUGAUUUUAACCAAUCACUUGCAGUCUUUUUUAUAUUCACGUUA